AAUAAACAAAAUCAGCGUUCUGAAAAACAAUAAUCUAUUUAUAUUUAUUUAGGCCAUCCAUUUCACGCCUAGGUACUAUCGUGAGUUGCAAAAAAGUGCGUUUGUGUACGGAAGUUAUCUUCAUAGUGGUACACUAAUCGGUAAAUAUCAAUCAGGCAUCCCACCGCUCCACUCAUUAGGAGCGAUCAUUUGGCUGCCGGUAGUUCAGCAGGUUAGUUGGUUGCACACAUUGCGAAAGAAGAGAAAACUGACACCACAGUGCUGUUCAUCGAUUCCCCAGGAAGGUGCCUCGAGUGCAUAAAUAGUUAUGAGGAAACUAUUCCACAAAAAAGGAAGUUUGAUUCUCAAAGAGAAACCAUUCGCCUGUGUGUUACAAUCGCGGUACCGUGCCGAACGUUGCGAUAGGUGUUUUAAACAGGGCAAAGUUCUGAAAUGUUCCAACUGCCUGUACGUGCGAUACUGUAACCGAUUUUGCCAGAAAGAGGCAUGGCCAGACCACCAAGAUGAAUGUGGCAAGCUGAAGGCCAUAGGAGCCAGCACUGUACCAGAUGCAGCCCUAAUGAUGUCUCGCAUAAUCCGGAAGCUGCAGAAGGGGGGCGAUUUUCAGAAGGGUUACUACACCACUAAGUUCUAUCGACGUUUUAAAGAUCUAAUGACGCAUGAGGACAAUAUAAGGAAUGAUGCACAACGAAUGGAACAUUUUCAAUCAUUGUUGGUGGUUUUGCAAUCUUUAAUAGAAGAGACAGCUAUGCCAUGCAGUGCCGAGUUAUUGCAGAUAUUUGGGAAGAUGUGCAUCAACAGCUUUAACAUUCUGGACGACGAUAUGAACAGUAUUGGUACUGGAAUGUACCUGGGAACCUCAAUCAUCGAUCACAGCUGCAGUCCAAAUGCUGUGGCCACAUUCGACGGCAGCACUGUCCACGUGCGAUUGCUCGAAGACUAUCAGGGCAGUGAGGUGGACUUCUCGAAGGUUUUCAUUUCCUACAUUGACUUGAUGAACCCGGCAGACGAGCGGAAAGCGCGCCUCAGUGCACAGUACUAUUUCGAUUGCAAAUGCGAGCGAUGUCGAGACGAACAGGAACUGAAACUGAUGAAUGCCGGCGCUUGUCCGAACGUCGACUGCGACGAACCAAUAGCGAUGCUGGAUCGAGAGGUGAAAAAAUGUCCAAGCUGCGACACCGACAUCAAACAUUCCGCGAGGGAGAAAUUCCGGGAGGUCACCGACUUCACCUCGGCUCAGUUAGCUAAGAUGAAAAAUGUUGCUUAUUUGGACAUUUGUCAGUUGUGUUUGAGAAAACAGGAAAACAUUCUACACUACUACAACGCAUGGUACCUAAAGACACUGGAUCACGCUUUCGAAGGAGCUAUUAGUAUGGAGAAAUGGGAAGAUGCUAUCAACUAUGGUCUGCGACUGAAAGACGGAUUCAAGAAAUACAACGGCCCGUUUCAUCCAUUGUACGGGCUGCUUUUGUUGAAAGUAGGAAAGAUUCAGCUUUUAAGAAAGCUCGUCAAAGAAGCGCUGCAGAGUAUCAACGAUAGUGAGAAGAUUUUGCGAGUGACUCAUGGGGAGGAACACGAGUUGUAUAAACAUCAGCUGAUCCCACUGCUUUGCCAAGCGGCAAGUGAAUAUGAAAUGAUGGACAAAUAAUUAUUGUAAGCCGUUAAUAAGUAAACAAAUCAUAUACUAUUCGUUGAUGCGUUAAAUUUUGUUUAUACAGAAAAGUACAGUGCUUUUAAAACCAAACAAUAAAUAAAAGAAUGCGAGUCUCACUUUAA
This is a messenger RNA of Armigeres subalbatus, 1776 nucleotides long. Its product is annotated as histone-lysine N-methyltransferase SMYD3-like. Bases 308 to 1648 code for a protein of 446 amino acids. Gene Ontology annotation, molecular function: protein binding. Lineage: Eukaryota; Metazoa; Arthropoda; Insecta; Diptera; Culicidae. Gene Ontology annotation, cellular component: nucleus. The record is from RefSeq and is a predicted model, not a curated record. The transcript has 7 exons.